GCGCCAGGCGGGGCUUCCGGGAGGGGGCCGAGCUCCCCGGCCGCAGGCUCCGAGCCUCAGAGCCCGGAACGCAGCCGUGGGGGGCGCAGACCUGCGGGGAGGCCUGACGCUCCGGGGAGAGGUCCGCGCCUACCAGGCUGAGGACCAGGCUGCUGCUCCGGCUCCGGGGCAGCGAGACGAGCCCCUCCCCGCCCCGAGCUAUGAGUAGUGGGCGCACAGGGCUAAAGGCGCAGGGCAGGAGCAGCUAGGGGCUCCCUUGCCUGCGGACCCUUUGCACUGGGAUCACUGCAGUUUUGCUGGGGGCGGGGCGGCGGUUGCCAUCUGGUUAAAUCUCGGCUUCUGGCCGACUAGAACAGAAUCCGAGCCCCGCCCCUUUCAGGUUGGUGGAGAGGACCCUCCUGCCGCGGCCCCACGUACUUGCUCCUCCUCCCUGGCAUGCAGACUCUGGCUUCCCCGAGCCCUGGGAAAAGCCCCACCAGCUGGCAGAAGGCACCUCUCUGUGUGCACGGAGUGACGAAGACAGCCUUGAAGCCUUUGAACAGGAGCCUGGACUCAAAGAGAAUUUCAAGAGCGUGGUGGUUCUGCCGAGAAUGCUCUUCCCAGGAAAUCAUCCUCACCGGGUUCCGUCACUGUCAUUCGUGUUAAUGCACAGGGACUUGGUCACACCGGCACCUCCUGACCGUCUUCUGAGGAUGUGAACCCAGCAGGAGAACACAGCAUUGCCUCCCUGUGCCCCGCCUGCCUGCUAGGAUGUUCCUCAUGAAUGCCCCUCCAGUGGUCGCUCUCCAGUCCAAAUGGGAGGCCUUUGGCCCGCCGGGGAGCUUUAGGUUUCCCGGGUGCUUCUCCGAGUCGAAAGAGGCGGUUGCCAGAGCUUCAGUGAGUGCCAGGGUGCAGAUGCUCAUCAGCACGCUGCAGCGUGGGGAGGCCACCUUGGGCACGCAUGAUGAGCAGGCCACACAGAGAAGCCAAAGGGCCGAGAGGUGCCGGGAGGCCAGGCUGGCUGCCAACCCUGCCCUGCGCAGCGAGCAGCCUGCCUUUGCUGCCUGUGGCCUUGCUGCCCAUCGCCACCCGCCGGGCAGGGAGGAGGCUGCCGACCUUGGCCCCCUGGAGCAGGAUUCCGACAGUGACGAUUCUGUGGACCGGGACAUCGAGGAGGCCAUCCAGGAGUACCUGAAGGCCAAGAGCGGUGCUGCACAGCCCAUGUCCAGCGGGGCCCACCCCAGCGGGGCCACAGGCGGGGGCAUCAGAUGCAAACCAGAGCUUCUGCACAGCGGCACCCCACCCGCCCUGUGUCCCCCAGAAUUCGCCCUGGGGUCAGGCAGAGUUCCUGGCAGCCCUGGGGAGGCAGGUGGGGUCCAGGGCUCAGCCUCCCCAGGGAGUGUGAGCAGCGAGGACUCCUUUGAGCAGAGCAUCCAGGCAGAGAUAGAACAGUUUCUGAGCGAGAAAAGACAACAGGAAAACCAAAAAUGCGACGGGUCUGUGGAUAAGAAAACAGACCCAAAUGAAAAUUCAGCCCGAUCAGCGCUGAGAUUCGACCAGGAGCCACCUGUCAGGGCGCCGCCCCGCCACAGUCUGAUGGGCGCCUGUAAGGAGUUUGUCUUCCGCAGACCCCCCAGGUCCACAAGGGCGAGCACGGCGCCCAGCAGCCUCAGGCCUAAGGUGGCCACCGAGUCCGAGCCCCUGGGCAGCUCCAGGCCGGCUGCCCCCAAGCCCCAGGCAGCACAGAGCCGAGGUGGGGGCAAGAGGAGCUGCGGAGCUGGGAGGAAGGGCAGGCGCAGCAGGAGCUCGGCCCUCCAGCAGGAGGCGUCGGACUCCAGCAGCGAUGACGGCAUCGAGGAGGCCAUCCAGCUGUACCAGCUGGAGAAAACCAGGAAGGAGGCCAGCGGGGACCCACCACCAAGGGCCCAGCUCGGCGAGGAGAAGGGCCCGGACCUUCCCACGAGCAGCACAAGCAGCUCCCUGAAAAGUGCCUUUCCCGAAACCCCCAGGAGAGCACCAAGCAGGAGGAAGCCCGUGGCCCCCAGGGCCACAGACCCCAGCCCAGGGGGCCCGGACUCGGACGUCCUCUCUAAGCCUCCGAAGGAUGCCAGAGCUGCCGUGCCCCCCGCAAGCAGCACCACCAGGAGCGAGCCUGUGGAACGGGCCUCGUGCCGCGCAGACUCUUCGGCUGAGCUGAUGUGCGCUGAGGCCAUCCUGGACAUUUCCAAGACCAUCCUGCCGGCACCCGUGGAGGGCAGCGACGGGCCCACGUCUAUGAGCCCGCUCUUCUGUUCCCCGAAUGUGCCUUCACGCUCUGAUGGGGACAGCAGCUCUGUGGACAGUGACGACAGCAUAGAGCAGGAGAUCCGGACGUUUUUAGCCCUGAAGGCACAGUCGGGUAGCCUGCUGGCCAGAGCUGAAAGCUGCCCGCAGCCCACCCCAGGCCCAUUCUCCCCACUGGGCUCCAGCAGCCAGACCGGUGUCCCCAAAGCCCCUCUCUCUAAAACCGCAGACCUGCCUCUGGGCUGCAGAAGGAAACGGAGAGGUGGCGGGAAUACUGCAAGGUCGUCCACACCCAAGAAAACGAGGGAGGCGAAAGAAGGUACCCAGGAUGGCGACAGCAGCCAGGGGCAAGCUCAGCCUGGCCGCAGCGGGCAGGACCCACCUGGCCAGGGAAAAGCCGGUGAGACCCUGGGAAGGGAGUGCCAGGCCAGGGGUGGUUCUGUGUCGCAAGGCCUUGGGGGACAAGGGAAGGCAGAAGAAGGAAGGAGUGUGGGUGAGGGAGAGAGCUCUGAGGACAAGAGCAGCUCACUGGACAGUGAUGAGGACCUCGACACGGCCAUCAAGGACCUGCUAAGAUCCAAGCGGAAGCUCAAGAAGAGGUGCAGGGAUCCCUGGACAGCCUGCAGGAAGAAGGUCAGGUUCAGCACCCCUGAGACACAGCUGGUGCACAAACUGGGAGCCUGGAAGGACAGAGGCCCGCGGGUGCUGAGGAGCUGCCUGUCCACGUCCAGAAGGGACAGCAGGGCGUGCCUGGGGAGACGACCACCAGGUACCUUCAGUAGUACCACGGAGGGGAGAAAGCUGGGGGGCGAGGAUGCAGCCCCAGCUUUGCAGUCAAGGAGGAAAGCCCCCGAAGAGACUCCAUUCUCCAAGGAAACAGGUGCCCGUGACCAUGCGUGCUCUGCCCCCAGCUCCCUGUCUGAGGACAGUUCAGUGGACAGUGAUGACAGCAUUGAACUGGAGAUCAGGAAGUUUUUGGCAGAAAAGGCCAAGGAGUCCGUGAGCAGUUCAGCAGUUCAAGGAGGGAGCCCAGCCCAGCCAGAGGAGCUGUGCAGGAAGGAGCCGGGCCCCGCCCAGCAGCCCGGCGUGUGCACACGGAGCCAGAGGGCCAGGGGCGGCCCUCCGCCAGCCGAAGCACUAAGGGGCACAGAGAGGGCCGGGGGGCAGUGUGCAGCCAGCCUCUUCAUCCCGGGCGGGAAGGGCACACCCCGCAUGGAACACACUUCCCGCCUCCCUGCUGCUGCGGGCAGGUGUGAGCCCGCGGUGCCCAGGGGUGCCAGUGGGAACCUCUCUGCCAGGGGGUGUCCGGUGAGUAGGAGGAAUGUCUACGUCCACAAAGACCAGAGCCCGCCUGGCGCUGAGCCCGCUGCCACCGAGAGUACUUUUGGUCAGCUGCCCAGCUGUGCCAAAGCAGGAGCCGAGACCGGAAGCUCAGUGGGGACCUUUCACGUUAACUAUGGGAGCCGGAGCUUGCUGACCCCCAGCUCAGGACCCCAGGCUGAACUUGCCCUCCCCUGGAGUGACCUUGCCCACCAGAGCAGGCUGCCCAGCCCAUGGGCACUGACUCCAGAAGGUCGAAGUUCAGCAUGGACAGGGGGCCUGGGGGGUGAGAAAGAGAAGGGGACCCAGGGGCAGGCCAGGGUCCCGCACAGCCUCACCUCAGAGCCCAGGAAGAACCUGCCCUUUGCAGGCUUCUCUCCCCUGCUCUCCACCCAGCUGUUCCACUUUGGAAAGAGUGUCUCCUGGGGAGGCCAGCAGGCCGGCCUCUUCUGUCCCCAGCUGGGCCUGCCUCUGCAGGGCCCGUCCUUUUCGGCCUUCAGAGAGACCCAGGUGGGUCCCAGCCCUGUGUUUGGAAGCCCACACUUGCUCGUGAAGAAGGAUGGUGGGCACUGGCCAAGCAGGAAGGCCCAGGCAGGGCUCGGAUUGCAGGACAAGAGGAACUCGGGCUCAGAGGAAGAUGUCCUGGACCUGAGGUAUCGCCGCAGGGUGGUGGACAGGGACGACCAGGACCAGGAGACGCUGGGCAGUGAUGCCAGUGAAUGCAGCGACAGUUCCGUGGAAGAUGGCAGCCCCGUGGUGAAGGGCAGAGUCCUCAAGCUGUGACAUGCAGCCCGGCCUCGCCCCGUGGAGAGCCCGUGCGUGUGUGCAUGCAUGCCCGUGUGCACAGGAGACGCUUGGCUAAGGAGAGUGGAAACCAGAGUCCCCUGUACAUAGCCCUGUACAUAUGUACACUAACAAUGAAGCGAUGCUUUUAUUUAACAGAUGUGUCCUGGUAAAUAUGAUUUUUUUAGCUUUUUGUAAAUUAUUUAAAGUGCUGUAAAAAAUAUUUUUGGAAAACAUCAUCUUUUGAUUUUGAAGGGUGUUCCUAACUGCAGCUUUCUGUGGUCCGCACGGGAGCCGUAGAUGAGCAUGCAUUUUGUAUCUUACCGUCACAGCGAGGGGCUUCCUGGCCAGGACGCUGGCCAGUUGCUGGUUCAGAUAUUCAAGUCUGGGGAGGCGGUGGCCUGCCUCCCUCCCUGGGAAGCACUAACUCCCCCAGAGUCUGUCAGAAGUGCUUUUAAUAAGGGACAUGCCAGUCCCGAUUGGCAGAGCAAUUCUUCUGAAAACUGCAGUCACAGUCCUGGAUUAGUAAAAUGUUUCAAAGCACAGUGGCCAGCACCGGAACUGACCGGCCAGUCCCCGCCUCGUGAGACCCCGUGAGAUAGCGGUGCACUCUGCAGCAUGGUCCUUCAGUGUCCAGUCUCCUGCAGUCACUAGGGGAUUCCAACACCUGAGUAAACCUCUUUUUGUAGCAGAGCUGCUAUUGUCCUCUUUUGAUCCUGGUUCUGAGAGAUCACACCACAUAUGCGUUUUGACUGUCCUUCUCUUGAUUGUGCACAUGAGGGAAUAAGCACAGCAGUGACGUAGUUUGGUCCCCAAACACCCUGGCCGGAGCUCAGUGCUGGGACGAGCUUUGCGUACCUCCAUACCUGCCAUCUAGGAGCCGGAGCCCAUUGGGUCUGAUGGAUGGCAGAGCUAGUGCUGUCGAUGGCCUCCUGCAGCCCGCCUCCCUGGGCUGUGGCUGUGGCCGCUGGUCCUCUGGGUCAAGGCCAAGUGAUGCUGCCUCGGGUUCCUCAACUUCUGCCCUGCGGCACCAAGGUACCUGUGGCCACUGUGGGGACAGGCCGUGCUGGUCACAUGCCUUCCAGUCACCCCAAGUCCUGAACUCGGGUUCAGCUGCAAGGCAGUCUGCCAUGUAGCCAGAUGAUGAUGUCGCUUCUAAUGUGGAUGCAAGUCUUCUACACCUCAUGCCCCCACGGGUCUCCAUAGGAACCGGUUUCCCUGCCCAAGCGCAGAUCCUGCCCACAGGGAGCGUCUGGCGGGCAAAACUGCGGUCCUGAGCAUCCCCAUGUGCGUGUGACAGCUUCCUUGUGGCGUCUUUGUUCACUUAAGUGCUUAUGAGAAAAACAGCUCCGUGUAGUCCCUGUUCUGACUUUUAUUUAAUUUUUUAAAGAGUGCUUUUAAUUCUUGGAAACAAAAAUCAUCUUGUUUUGUACAUAAGAACUUUUUUUAUGAAUAAAUCAAGCAUCACCAAC
This is a messenger RNA of Sciurus carolinensis (gray squirrel), 5837 nucleotides long. RefSeq names its product protein phosphatase 1 regulatory subunit 26 (gene Ppp1r26). The record is from RefSeq and is a predicted model, not a curated record. Bases 751 to 4365 code for a protein of 1204 amino acids. Gene Ontology annotation, molecular function: protein phosphatase inhibitor activity. The transcript has 4 exons. Lineage: Eukaryota; Metazoa; Chordata; Mammalia; Rodentia; Sciuridae. Gene Ontology annotation, biological process: negative regulation of phosphatase activity.